GCCACGGCCAUGCGCCCCUCGACAGGUGUUCACCGUCACUUCCAUACCCCUUACUACUUUUCCAUGCACAACGCCCCUUCAUACUCUCUCACCUGAGCAGCAUCAUACCUCUACUUCUAGCAAUGUCCGGCACUCAAAUCCCACCAGGCAAAACCUGGUUUGACACCCACAAAGUACACUUCGACGACGUCCCCUUGUCCGACGACGGCGGCAUUUCCACCCUCGAAUUCCUCGAUGCCUCUGAAGCCACCACCACGCUCUUCGACCUGCUGGGCUCAGUAGCCUUCACACCCGUGAAAAACGACAUGAUGGGCAACGUUACAAAACUUCGUGAUCGUUAUAAAGCGGCCCCCGAAGGUUCAACGACAGUCCAACUGCUGGUCAAGACAGAGCUUGCGUCGAAAAGUCACAAGGCCACCGAAGGGCUGGUGUGGUUGACUCGUGGUUUGGAUUUCACAGCACAGGCACUGCGGUCCGAUCUCACCACCAAUGCGUCUGUCAAAGCUGUGGAACCCAAGCCGAACAAGGAGCUCGCUGAUGGCUUUCGAGCGAGCUACAAGAACACUCUGGCCCCGCACCAUGGAUUGUUGAUCAAACCCAUUUUCAGCGCCGCCAUGGGUGCGACUCCCUACCGGAAAGACUUCUAUGUGCGAUUGGGCGGCGAAGGGACAGAUCCAGAGACCACAAGAGAGGCACUGGAGAAAUGGGUGGCGGCGUUGGAGAAGAGAGUGACCAUUUUGAAGGCCUUUUUGGCCACCAAGGAAGCAAAGUGGUAGAACCGGAAUCACUGAACGUGCUAUCGUUUGUUGGAACAAGGAAUUGGCAAAGACAUUUUCUACAGAAGCAGUACCUCAUAUAUUGGCUAGCUCGUCGAGGUGGUGCAACAGCAGCAGGGAAAGGCUAUUCGCACAAAAGCAGAGCCACAGGUUUCAUGAACAGAGGCUUUGUAGGGCCGUAGACUCGCCGAUGGGUGCUCCAUUGUUUUCUUUCCGCAAGCAUCUCUGCCCUCUGUUUCUUCCAAGCUCCCUGUGACUUAGAGAUGUUGUCUUGCCAUAGCUGCUGUGUCUCAUACGGCUUCGUACAACUCACAACCAACGAACCUAUUUCGUUCCACAUUUCCUUAGUCACUCA
This is a messenger RNA of Cladophialophora immunda, 1131 nucleotides long. RefSeq lists its product as uncharacterized. Lineage: Eukaryota; Fungi; Ascomycota; Eurotiomycetes; Chaetothyriales; Herpotrichiellaceae. The transcript has a single exon. Gene Ontology annotation, biological process: ceramide transport; intermembrane lipid transfer. The coding region runs from base 123 to 776 and encodes 217 amino acids. Gene Ontology annotation, cellular component: cytosol; membrane; cytoplasm. The record is from RefSeq and is a predicted model, not a curated record. Gene Ontology annotation, molecular function: ceramide 1-phosphate binding; ceramide 1-phosphate transfer activity.